Molecule: messenger RNA, 915 nt
Organism: Closterium sp. Naga37s-1
Lineage: Eukaryota; Viridiplantae; Streptophyta; Zygnematophyceae; Desmidiales; Closteriaceae
Source: the annotation of a GenBank genome assembly
AUGAGCCGCGAUACUACCAGUAGGUCUGGUGGCGCAUCUCCUGCCGCCGCUAUCUCCCCGCCUCCUUCCUCGAGCUUUCCUGCGACUUCCGUGUUCCUCCCGGCCUUGCUGCUACUGGGAGUCGAUCUGAGCGACGACCCCGACGACAGGGAGCAGGUCGUCGCACAGGGGCUCGCCCACGACCAGGCGAAGGCGGCGCAGGGCCGCAGGCACCGUCGCACGGGGAGCCUGGAUACGAUGCUGCUGGCGAAACCGGGGGUCGCCAGCGGGAAAGGCGUGAGUUCCGUCAAGUCAAUUGGGGAUGGUACUACGACCACUCGCCGUACUACUGGUAACAGUGGCACCAUUACUGCUCGUAGCGCGGCGGCGAUUGAGGCGGGCAGCAUGGCAGGAGGCUCUAAGAAGGACGACGCGAUCCCAGGGGAAGCCACGCCUUUCUCAGCCACGUCGGUUUCAGAGGAAAGCGACACCAGCAGCAGCAGCAGUAGCAGCAGCCGCCAUGACCCCACAGGCUUUAAGGGCUUUCAGCCCGUUCCCACAACCGCUCAGCCUGCCGCUGGCUCACCAAAGCCAGUAGUCUUCGGUUCUGCGCGGUUCAGUGAGUCCUCCGGCCUCAAGGGCUUCAAGCCUGCGUUCCUGCGACUCGGGGACGAUCUGGGCGACGACCCAGACGACUGGGAUUGGCUCGCAGGCGGGCAGCAGCAGACGUGGAGCAAUCCUGGCGGUCCACAGGGGCUUGAGAAUGAGCUCGUGAAUGGGUCCGAGAAAGGGCAUGGAGAAGGGAAGGAGGGGCGAGGGAUUGGAGAGGAACGGGUGAGGCAUAAGGAGAAGAUAGGGGAUUACAGAAUGUCGUGUUCUGGGGAACUCCCAUCUGCAUACCUGUUGGCCCUGUUGACCAAGAGUAUGUUGAUCUAG